This is a messenger RNA of Athalia rosae (coleseed sawfly), 1996 nucleotides long. RefSeq lists its product as uncharacterized. The record is from RefSeq and is a predicted model, not a curated record. NCBI's taxonomy places the organism in Eukaryota, Metazoa, Arthropoda, Insecta, Hymenoptera, Athaliidae. The transcript has 5 exons. The coding region runs from base 52 to 1956 and encodes 634 amino acids.
UCGUUCGCUAAAAAAUAACUGCAUCGGAUCGGUAAUCGAUAUAACGGUUUUAUGAAACUUUCACACCUCCGUAUAAAGGCACUAGAAACUCAUUCUCAAAAACAUUCAGUGUCACGUAGCGAACGGUUGAACACCGGCGCGAUGAGAGCUUAUCUAAUUUUGUUCAUAAUAUCGUCGUCGGUGAUGAAUUCUCUUCAGAAGAUAGAGAUGGCUCGUGUCGACGAGACGGUUUCGGUCGACCAGUUAUUAUGCGUAAACGUGGCCCUCAAAAAAUACUACACCGACUACCAGAGGAUAUUGAUUUUUUCGAACGAUCAAAACGACGUGGUGAACAAUCUGUUCAAAGCGCCGUACCUCAUGCUCGGCGAAUGGGAAUUGUUGGACGAGUCGCUCUCGACGCACACCGGAGCUUUCGUGAUAUUCUUGGACGGUGACGGUCGACGAGAUAUCGAAGGUUUGUCUCUGUUUCACGACGACACUUUGAUGCUACCGGUCAUCAUACUAUGCCUCGAAGAUCCCGAUAUUUGUUCAUCCGAAGACUACGUAAAAACGAUCACUAAGAUCGCAACGAUUGCCGAUCUAUUUUACGUGGUGAGCGACGACAACGGUACGGUCGUCGUCUACGAACACACGACAACGGCGGAGGGACACUGCGGUGUCGCGAUACUCACCGAAGUUGGAUCGUGUUCCGAAGAAACUACAGCGAAGAAAAUAAUCAACAAAUCGUUGAACUACCACAAAUGUACUAUUCGAGUCGUAACGUGGCCUGUACCGAGGUACUACGAACCUUGCGAACCCGGUGAUCCGAACGACUUGUGCGGAUUCGAAGGACGCUUCAUGGAAAUCAUCAUCGACAAGAUCAACGCCACGAUCGACUUGAUUCUCGUCGACGCUCCGGAUGCGGUCAGAAGCGUCCUCGCUAAUAGAUCGGGCGAUGUCGGAUUCGGUUCGCUGGAUACUCAGCCUUUCGACGGGGUCGGUUACGCGGCAGCGCAUACUUUUUGUCAAGGAGCCGUUAUCGCUCCCCAUUCGAUGUGGGCGGCGCAAAAUUCGAUCGGAGAUAUCCUUACGCCGUUGGCAAUCAAGGUUUGGGUAGUACUCGGAGGGCUGAUAGCCCUGAUCACCGUAUCGGGGUUCUUCAUUCCAAUCUUUCGAAGCUUCGACUGGCUGAAUUUUUUGGCAACACUACUCGGCGUGACGAUUCCUAGACAGCCUAAGGGAUUUUUCGGGCGUACCUGUUUUUACUCCCUUAUAUGGAUCGGCUAUCAAGCCUCGCAGUCGUAUUUGGCUAAUCUGAGGGACGUUCUGUUAGCUCCUUGGCAACAGGCGAUUAAGACAUUGGCCGAUUUGGACAAAACUAAUAUUUCGGUAACGGGAUAUCCAUCUGGAAAGAAGAGAUUCAAGGAAGAUUAUCCACGAAUAUUUUCAAACUUUCACGUUGAAUCUCGAUACGACGUUUAUUACGAAACGAUGUAUCAGGUGAUCGAGGGUAAUCUGACAGCGGCGUUUUACGUUGAGGAUUCGGACGAAAUUAUGACGAAAUGGCACAACGUCAAGGCUAUAGAGGACAGGACCAGUUGGUACCCGAUAACAAUGGCGACACCUAAUGUCAGCGCGAUCCUGAAAUGCUGCAAUAAACUUAUAUCGUCGAUAUGGGAGAGCGGAUUUAUAACAGCUUUUGAAAAUAUGGCGUUAUUGGUCGCCCGUUUCAGAAAAGUGUAUCGAUUCAAUUCGGCACCUCAAGUGAAUGAAGUAAAACUCGCGGAAUUGGGACCAUUGUUUUACAUCGUACUCAUCGGGUUCGCUAUGAGCUUUCUCGCUUUUAUGGGGGAACUCCUCGCGCCGUGUUUGAAGAAAUUCGCCGAUAGAAAAGCGGUCUUGAAACGACGUCCGAAAAGCAUUCGGCAAAAACAUGUACACGAAAUUCUGAUUCUUUCACAACGUAAAUAUCGAUAAUCCCGAUCAAACUUUACAUUAAAUGUAUCCAAUUCCGAAA